CACAGUCUGAUAGGAUGUCUCCGGUCACGUGACGGGAAGCGCAGCAUUUUCAGCUGAAAACGAGCUAGGAUAGUCGGGAAUCGCAUAUCCAGGAGUUAAUCCCGGCAUGGGGGACAUGAAGACCCCAGAUUUUGAUGACCUAUUGGCAGCAUUUGACAUUCCUGACAUAGAUGCCAAAGAGGCCAUCCAGUCUGCCCCAGAUGAGGCAGAGGGUCCCCAUGGAGCCACAGGAGCACCCCUGGGAAAGCCGGAUAGUGUGGUGGGUGUGGGGUCAUCCUUAAGGCCCCCAAGCCCCUCGGAUCCACAGGCAGACACUUCAAUUGUCAGUGUGAUUGUAAAGAAUAAAGUUCGGCUAGAGACUGCAGAUGGAGGGGAAGGAGACACAGACCAGGACCCCAUUGAUGUAAUCACAGGAGUAGACGUGGGUCCUCGUUUGGGUGCAUGUGCACCUGGAAUGGGUGAAUCUGAAGCUCUGAACCACAAUGGUUUCGGGGCAUCUGGUGUCUCUAGUUCCCUUGCAAUUGGCCAGGCUCAAUCGAAUGGAGCGCCUUGGUCGAUGAACACCCCUAAAGUGUCUUCAGAGGCAUCAAGCACUGGUGCAGCUAAGCCACACAAGCAGGGCGGGAACAUUUUCAACAGACUCAAACCGCUUGUGGCACAGGGUUCUGGGGAUCCAAUGGGCCGAGCGAGGAAGAUGCAGCUUCUACAGCAGCAACACCAACAGCAGCAGGAUACAGGUCAAGAGAGAGCAGACGGGGUUAAAGCAUCAUUACCUUCAUCCUCCUCUUUAUCAGCGGGGUCUUCUUCUCCCCUGGCUGCAGGAGGACCUGUUGGACUAGCUUCUCCCUUUUAUCCGCCUUCCAAACCUCUGCUUCCUACUCCGCCCUCUGCCCUUUCAUCACAUCCACUGCAUUCAUCUCAGCCUUUUAAUGGAGCUCCCAAAGGGGGCCCUGCUGGAUUUCAACACCAGCAGAUGGAGGAAGAUGAUUCAGAUCCAGACCUGGGGAGUCCACUGGUAAUCCAGGAGAACCCAGACUCACCAACUUGCACUCAGUUGAGCCGGCGCUACAAGUCUGAGUCAGCUCAGCCCACAUCCUCUACAGCAUCUCAUCCUAAACCUGGUGACACUCCUUCUGGGACAUCUCUGACUUCAUCUACCCCGCAGUCUGGUUCAACAGAGAGUCCACAGCUGGAGGACCGGCAUCCAGAGCAUGUCAUAGAGGAGAGAGACUCACCUGAGAGCCCUGAACCAGAGAUGCCAAAAUCUACAGCCCAAGGUGCAGCCAAGAGGUGCUCCAGUCCUGCCGUGGCCUCCAGUCCACCGCCUUCUGAACUUCGGGAGCCUAAGGAGGAGGAAGAAGAAAUGGAAGUGGGUAAUGGCAUAGAUAGGGUUGUUGAUGGAAAAGCUGAUGCAGGAAAGGGAGAAAAUGCCAGAACAGGUGAGGACAAAAUGGAGGUAGAUUAUAGCAAGCCUAAAAGCACCUCAGCUGUAGGAGGAGAUGCUGGUGUUGCUGCACCAGCAGCUUCUGGGACCCCAUCACGACCCCUUAAAGUUAGAAUAAAAACCAUUAAAACAUCCACAGGUGGAAUCACCAGAACUGUCACAAGAGUUGCAGCUAAAGGUGGUGCUGGGGCGGGAAAAAAUUUGGACCCUAAAGCUCAAGCUGGGGAACGUAAAAUAUUAGCAAAUAAAGCCCAGAAAGUUGAUGCUGGACAUAUGACAACAUCAUCCCAGAAAGUAAGUGCCCUCAAUGCUCUGCCAGUGUCCACACUCGCAGCCAGCAGCGUCAUGCUCGCUGCUGCUACGAAGGUUCAAAACAAAAUGGCUGCAUCUGACAAAGCCAAGGUGUCCGCCACUGCUGUUAGCAUCACUAAGUCUGCUGCGCUGCCUGUAACUCCCGCUGUGGCCUCAUCUCCAAAGUUUUCAGUUGCUGCUGGUGGAAUCAGUGUGAGAACAGCCACUAAUAAGACCGCCAACGGAGGUGGCGGCGCCAUCAUAACUGGCAGCCUGCAACCAAACAAGCCUGCGUCCAUCGUCAACAGUACGGGCGCCGUCAUCUCUCGCAGUCAAUCAAGUCUGGUAGAAGCUUUUAACAAAAUCCUGAACAGUAAGAACCUUUUGCCGAGCUACAAACCUGACCUCUCAGCGCCUCCACCUCCAGAAUGGGGACUCCCACUCCCAGCCACUGGAUACCGCUGUUUGGAGUGCGGAGAUGCUUUCGCCCUGGAACGCAGUCUGGCACGACACUACGACAGACGAUCACUGCGAAUUGAAGUGACAUGCAACCACUGUGCUAAGAGGCUGGCCUUCUUCAAUAAGUGCAGCCUGUUGCUGCAUGCCAGGGAGCAUAAGGAGCGUGGGCUGGUCAUGCAGUGCUCACACCUGGUUAUGAGGCCUGUCACUGUGGAGCAGAUGAUUGGACAGCAGGACAUUACACCCAUUGGUGGUCUGCUCUCCUCUUCGUCCUCCUCUCCUCCAGUCUCCUCCCCCUCUAACACUCCCGGGGCCCCCGCCGUCUCCGCCAACUCCAGCCCGAUGAAGGACCCUACAACUCCUGCAUCAGCCCAGUCUCGUCCAGUCCGCCGUGCACCUCAGGGCCCCCAAGCGCUGAUGCCUCUACCUUGCAAGAAGGCCGAGGGACUACAGUACAACAAUUUCAAAUGUCCAGAGUGCCAAACACAAUUCUCUGGCAAGGCUGAACUGGUCACACACUUCCAGCAGAUCCGUGCAGCUCCUAACUCAACAUGUACGCAGUGCUCGCCUCCCAUGAUGCUGCCGAACUCGUGCGCUGUGUCCGCUCACCAGAGGAUCCAUAAACACAGAGCCCCUCACGUCUGCCCAGAAUGUGGGGGUACAGCCCGCCAGGCCAGUUUCCAGACCCACCUGGAGGAGGCCUGUCUACAUUUUGCAAGACGAAUCGGCUACCGGUGUUCGAGCUGCCAGGUUGUGUUCGGUGGGUUAAACUCCAUCAAGUCCCACAUUCAGACGGCUCACUGCGAGGUCUUCCAUAAGUGCCCCAGCUGCCCCAUGGCCUUCAAGUCUUCCCCGAGCGCCCAGAGCCACAUCAGCACCCAACACCCGACGCUAACCGGAGGCCAGGCCAAAAUGAUCUACAAAUGUGUGAUGUGCGAUACAGUUUUUACCCAAAAACCCUUGCUGUACAUGCACUUCGACACUCAUUUAGCCAAGCAGAAAGUGCAUGUGUUUAAGUGUCCUGACUGCACCAAGCUCUACGCCCAGAAAGGUUCCAUGAUGGAACAUAUCAAGACUGCUCACAGAGGUCCAUCAGCCAAACAGGAAGCUCAGACCGACGCCUCGAACCCUGCCUCAGCUCCGGCCAACACAUCCGGACCCUCCGGCCUCAAGUCCAAAACCUCAGGAAAAACUGACAACUCCGACGGAGAGGACUGGGGCAGGGAACAGGAGGAAGAGGACGAAGAAGACGAGGAGGACGAUGAUGACGACGACUACGAAGCGCCCGGGGGUCACGCCGCUGCUGCAGGAGGCGGAGCUAACCCCACGGCCCAGUCUGAGUGGACCUGCCCCCAGUGUCAGACCACCUUCACUGACAACGAAGACUACCUGAGUCACGUGAAGAUGGAGCACGGCAAGUUCCCCUGCCGUAUUUGUGGAGGUACGUUCAGCACGUCUUCUAGCCUGAGACGCCACGAACGUGUCAUUCACGAGGGCAACAAACGAGUCUUCCAUUGCCAAUAUUGCACAGAAGGUAAACGCACCUUUGGUAGUCGGUUCUUAUUGGACAAGCACAUUCGUCUUCAUCACAGAACCACAGAUGGACAGGGUCCGCCCUUGACCAGGAAGCGUGCAGCCACAGGGGGAGAGGGUCCGGGCAGUUCGUCAGAGCACGACGGCGAGGGCGGACCUCCCGGAGGCCGAACAGGAGACGAAGAAGAAAACACCACAGAGGACGGCGGUGAGGAUGGGGGCGGUCCCGCAAAGCGAACCAGGGCGUCCGUGGCCUCGUCAUCAUCGUUGACGCCCGGUGAGCUGGAGGAAGAAGACAUUUUUCGUUGCGUCCCCUGCGGCUUCUCCACAGAGGACGGGGCGGAGUUUCAGCGGCACAUCCCCCAGCACCGAGCAGACACCGCCUCCUUCCAGUGCCUGCAGUGCGGUGUCUGCUUCGCGUCGGCGGGUUCCCUGGGCAGGCACCGCUUCAUCACCCACCGCGUACGGGACACCCAGAGCGACGCGGACCGCAGCACCCCGCGCGGCCACGGCUCCCCUGACGGUUCGCCCGCCGCCUCGCCGCAGGCGCAGGGCGAGGACGCGGACGGGAACCUGAACUGUAAGGUGUGCGGACGGCGUUUCGACAAAGCCUCGGACCUCAACACCCACUUCAGGACCCAUGGCAUGGCCUUCCUCACUGCCCACAAGACUGACAAGCCCCAAUAGAGAGGGGGGCGGACCCUCCAGAACAGACACUCGUGGUUAAAGAGGGCGUCUCGUUCGACCGAGACCAGAAGAUGUAGAAAAUGAAUGUCGAUGAAAGAGAGCUGCUCCUGUGCAGUUUUUUAGUCACCAUUAACACUUUUACUCUAUCUAUGGCACUUCUUCUGUGCGAUUGUAACUGCAUGUUUGGUCAUGUUACUGGUCACUUAACUGAACACAGUCUGUGAUAGACUCGUAGAGUGGAACGGCGCGCCAACAGCCCUCAGAGUAAAGCAUUUAUAUCGUAUCAGCCAUACCACGUCUAAUAUGUCCAUAUGUCCUCCCAUUUCCAUCACUGCACUGACUGUAGCCACCUGCCUGUUUGUUUACGUAACACGUAGCCCCUCCCACUGUACUCCUGUGCCCAUACUUUUUGUACUUCCCCCCUCGUAUUCAUACUUAUCAUUCGCCUCCAGUCUGUGCUGAUUUUCGGAUCAGUUUUCUCAGCUCCGUCUCUGCAUCAGAAGCUGCUAAAACUGAUCUCCUCUCACCUGAUCCUAGUACAUAGAAAACCCAAAAGGGGUUUUGCUUUAAGAAAUUGACACUGAUUUUUAUGUUGCUGAAAUGUUUAUUUAUACGAUGCACAUUGCUGCUGUUGGUAUCUGUGCGAGUCCGUUGCGUUAAAUCCGGACGCAACUGUGGGCGUAGCGCGAUUUACCUGCAACAGGGAAGAGAAUAUCUGAAGGCAUUUUAUUAGGAGAUGAGUUUAUUGAAGGUCUGUAACCUGUUCGGUGUGAAUACUGUGUGAUGUCGUUAAUCGUUAAGCUAGAAGAAGAAGAAGAGAGGUCAGGCUUAUUGCCAGUAGUAUAUGUGUACGAGUUUUGCCAUGUAAAUACAUAUAAUUACACUAAAGGAAAGUGCUCUGGUUUUAGUAACUUGCUAUGAUAAUGUGAAUACGUAUAGUAUUUGUACUUGUACUGUUCCCUUUUUCCAAACACAUUGAAGUAUAAAAGAAAAAAAAAUCCCCCCCCCAGAGGUAGCUAUACAUUGUAAUUACAAAACAGAGGGAGUGUGUGGGGGUUGUGUUGUCUUAAUGUGUAUGAAUACAAAUGUUUAUCUCUUUGAGACAGUUCUUUUUUAUCUACAGAAUCAGUGCUUGCUGUCCUCACAUUUCUUUUGUAUGUUACAAAAACAGCCUUCAUAAGUCAUGUGGUGGAGGCCUAUGGGUGGAUUUUUUUUGUUUGUAUCUUUUAUAUGUCAUGAUAUCAUAUUUAUAUAGCUCAAUAGUGGAAAUUUCAUGUCAUUUUCUUUUCCAUGGUUGUGGUCUGCUUGCUGAAAUGCCAUACACUUUUGUGCCGUUUCGAAAUAAAUGUGUAAAAGAGA
This is a messenger RNA of Sphaeramia orbicularis (orbiculate cardinalfish), 5773 nucleotides long. It is a transcript of the gene znf687b, whose product is annotated as zinc finger protein 687b. Lineage: Eukaryota; Metazoa; Chordata; Actinopteri; Kurtiformes; Apogonidae. Bases 107 to 4414 code for a protein of 1435 amino acids. The transcript is spliced from 10 exons. The record is from RefSeq and is a predicted model, not a curated record.